Stylonychia lemnae is the source of this 918-nucleotide messenger RNA. Lineage: Eukaryota; Ciliophora; Spirotrichea; Sporadotrichida; Oxytrichidae. The record is from the annotation of a GenBank genome assembly.
AUGAAAACUGGCUUUAUAGAUCUUAACAAAACACAAUCUAAAGAACAGUGCUUUUUUAAGAAAUCUAAUGUCGAAUCUAAGACAAAUGAUCAUUUGAAGAAAAUUUUCCAUUUAAGGCAGAUUCUCCAAAGCUAGCGAUAAAAAUCAGAAACCAAAUAAAAAGAGUUUCCGAGCCAAGCUCAAAAGACUAUUGAAGAGCUGAGGGAAAUGUUACAAAAUAGAAAGCUAGGUUGUAAAACUAAAAAUGAACGUCUAAGGCUCUCACCAUUGAGUGAAUAAAAAUUUACCAAUAAUAGUAGGCCUAGCGGCACCACUAAAUCAAUUGAUAUAAAAAUAAUCAACAAGCAAUAAUUCUAUUAAUAAGAGGAAUUAGCUAAUCGAAGUGUAAUGCAGCUUACUCAAGAUGAAAAUUAAUCUCAAAACAGAAAAUCAGCUAAAAAUCUUGACGUUCAACAGGGUAUUAAUUUUGAGGGAAAGUCUUAUUUUUCACAAUAAGAAUCCAGCUAUGGAGCCCAUAAUCAAAGAGAAUAAAAUAAAUGUUUUUAAUAGCAAGUUUCAUUUUAAAAUGAAAUUCCAAUUUCAGCUUCAGCUUCUUCAGGCAAAAAAGAAAAGAUCUCAAACUUUAAUUUAGGAGUUUCUAAUUAGAGCUUUCUGAAAAUUAAAUAGAUCAGUAGCUAAAAGUAGGAUUGCUCAACUCAGACUGACGAAUCUAACCUAUAGAUUGUUAAACUGAAAGAGCCAAAGAUUAAGUUAAAAAAUACUAACAUUAAAAAGAGAAUAGAAGAAAAAUCAUCAUCUGAGGAGGAAAUAUAAUAAAGUACUUAACCUACAUAGGUAAUUCGCAUCGUUGUUAGAAAAAAGACUGAUUAUAAGAAAAAAUUUGAUAUCACAUUAGAUGAUAUAACUCCAUGGGAGUGA